Messenger RNA from Meloidogyne enterolobii, 1429 nucleotides. The record is from the annotation of a GenBank genome assembly. NCBI's taxonomy places the organism in Eukaryota, Metazoa, Nematoda, Chromadorea, Rhabditida, Meloidogynidae.
CGAAAGAUGUUUCUACUUCCAAUAUGCCAGGUUGUUCCAUUUUUCCGUAAUUGAAUUUUGUUUUUCUUUUUUCUUUUAGAUUGUUCUUAUGCUGAAGAAAUGGCCGACAGAGAAGAUGAUCCUGAUCGCAUAGAGGAUUUGCUUCGUCGAAUUAAAGAGUUGGAAAAUAAGGUGGAGGAACUAGAAGAAGGUUUUGGUAUUAGACUAUGUAAAACUGGAUUUUUUAAUUUAGAUUUAAAACACGAAAGAGAAUUGAACUCUCUAUUAAAAAUGAAGUUAUUGGAAAACGAUCGACCCCAAUCGCCUGAACUUCCAUGUCGUUUGAUCGCCCCAAGUCCUUCUCGGUAUAAGCCCUUGCGUGAGGUAUCGCGGCAAGGUUUUGAUAAGAGGGUUGAGAGUGAAGCUGCACAAAUUUUAAAAAAGCACAAUAUUACUCAAGGAUCAUCCCCAGCCAAAAAAUUUGCCUUAAAAUUAAAAACAAAAAUUUCCGGAUUAUCGCCAAAAAAACCGAAUGACAUAAAAUUAACAGAAGAUGAAGAUAUACUAAUAUGUGUAAAAGCCGGAAUCUCUUGGAAUGCCCGAAGAAUAAUAAAAAAAGAACUUUACUCAAGGGGAUUGGAUAUAUUUUCCCCAACAACUUCCAUGGACUCUCGACGCCGGUUUAUUGGUUCUUUAGCUGAUUUUAAAUGGGUUGGGGAUGAGACAGGUAAUUUCAAACGUGUAUGUUUUUAAUAAAUGCUAACAGAUGCACGUGCACUAAUUUGUCUGAAUAUAAAAGAAGUAAUUACUAACCGGAUAAAAGCACUCAAGAACUCAAAGAAAUUACUUCUUCGGAAGAAUGGAGUAGUUUCUAUUGUGAUGACAGGUUAUUUGUUAUUUAUGCCGUCUAUGUUUUAUGGCCGAAACGGCUUUUUUGGUUUUUUUGCGGGUAACAUACUGAAGAUGGCCAACCCGCAUCCACUGAAUUUAAUACUAUCUAUAUUUUUAAGGUGAUAAAGGAGGCAUUCAAGGUUCUACAAAAAUUGGUCUUAUGCUUGUUGACGUUGCUCAUCCAAACAGUUUUAUUUUAUUUUUUAAUAUUUAUUUUUUACUUAGGUCCUUCUAAUAUAACCAUUGCCGCGUAUUUUGUUGGCAAUGAUGACCGUAAAAACCUGGAGCGAAGAUUAGGCCCACUGUUUGAACAACUCAAAGAAUUGUGCAAAAUAUAUGUCUGUGGAUUACAAAUUGAAUUACUAAUAUCCGCAGACUAUAAAUUCCUAUGUUCCUUCUUUGGACAUAGAGGUGCAUCUGCCAAACACCCAUGCAUUUUAUGUAAAGCUGAACGUCCACUCCCACUCGAAUCGGCAGAGGAAAGAACAUUUCCACUUGGUUUGCAUGAUCAUCUCCAUAAGUUUAUUUUUUAUUUAGAUGGGUUCAGUAUUCAAGUUGG